Messenger RNA from Xyrauchen texanus (razorback sucker), 9005 nucleotides. RefSeq names its product chondroitin sulfate proteoglycan 4ba (gene cspg4ba). The coding region runs from base 92 to 7249 and encodes 2385 amino acids. NCBI's taxonomy places the organism in Eukaryota, Metazoa, Chordata, Actinopteri, Cypriniformes, Catostomidae. The transcript has 10 exons. The record is from RefSeq and is a predicted model, not a curated record.
GUGAGAAGCUACCGAACCAUGUUGAAUUUGUAAACAUAAUGCACUUGAAACACUCUUUCUCCAUUACAAAUGGAAUAAAUGCAUUGCGUUGAUGUUAAAAAUGAGGAUGUCCUUUUUAAACGGACUGCUCUUGCUCUUUGUCGGACUCACGCAAGGGGCUUCAUUCUAUGGUGAUGGAUUUGUGCAGUUAAAAGGGACGGAGUCAUCUAGCCGUAACACACUGCACGUCCGUUUCCGCACCUCCAGCCUGAGCGGACUAAUUUUCCUGGCUGCAGGGCAGACUGAUUACCUGCUGCUGGAGAUGAGUGCUGGCAGACUGCAGGUAAGGUUGGAUCUUGGCUCUGGGGAGAAGGUCCUUCUAUCUGACAGUGGAACCCAGCUGAAUGAUCUAGCCUGGCACAGUGCAGAGCUUCUCCACGAGUUCUACAAUGUCACACUGACCGUGGACCACCACUCACAGAGCAGCCUGCAGAUGUCAGGCCCAGAACAUGAGCUCCACAUCAAUGAUGGUUUAUAUGUGGGUGACAGAGGAGGUUUGGAUAAGGUCUAUCUAGCUAGCGAAAUCCAUGGCUUUCGUGGUUGCCUUGAUGAAGUAAUAUUUAACCAGCACAACCUCCUUUCAUCACUGAGGUCCUACUCUGGGUUUAAGAAUGUCUAUGAGGUUUCUCUUGGUUGCAGCCCUCAGUUUUUAGCAAAUGAGGAUGACACAGUAAUUUUUUUCAGCUCAAGGGCUUACAUAUCCCUUCCACCUUGGACAGCACAGCAUGAGUGGGCUCUUGAAUGCUCAGUACACACCUUAUCCGAGGAUGGGAUCAUUAUGUACAACUCAGCACGGCAGGGAGAUUUUGUUGCAAUGGAGAUCCAAAAAGGUCUGCUUGUUGCUGUGAUCUGUAAAGAUGGACUUACAACAGAGCUACGUUCUCUCACCUUCAUUAAUGACAAUAAAUGGCAUGAUGUUAAGCUCUACUUUACUUUAAAAAGCCUCCAACUCACAGUAGACGGAGAGACUGUAAAGUCCAGCAUUAGUUCCAGGUCAAAACAUUUUUAUCUGAAAGGUUUUCUUUUCCUUGGGGGAAUUGAUGACAGCACACGUAGUGAAGUAAGAAAGGUGGGCCUUUCCUCUGUAGCAGGAAAGCGUGUUAAAGGAGGAUCCUUUAAGGGAUGCUUUAGGAACAUUAAAGUAAAUUAUGUUAAAAUGGGUCUUCCUAAUGCUGUUGUAACUAAAGACAUCUCUGUCGGCUGUGAACCUGAAAAGGAGCUAGAAAUAAUCACCACUGUAAUCCCAGAAACACUUACCUAUACCAUUUUUGGCUCUGUCACUCAACCACCAGCCAUUGAUGUGUCCACCCUUGCUAAGGGUCUUGUGAGGAAGUAUGGAAACAAUUUUCUUCAGCUUAGGAACCUUGUUGUCCCUGAAGGUGGUCGGGCAUCCUUGAAUUCAAAGCACAUAAAAGUAAAUCUUGAUUUCAAGAAGCUUGGCAUCCGCCAUUCUCAGAUUGUCUUUAGGAUUGAAGAGCAGCCUGUGCAUGGUCAGCUUAGGCUUGAUGUGGACCAAGAGCAGGCGGAGCAUACGUUCAGCAUGCUGGAUUUGUGGCACGGCAGAGUGAUGUACAUCCAUGGUGGUUCUGAAGAUCCACAGGACUUCUUCAUGUUCUCCGUGUUCUCCAGUAGCAGAAAGGAGGUCCCAAACUAUCUCAAGGGACGCAAGUUGUAUCGGUAUAAUGUGACUGUUACACCAACCAACGAUGCCCCUGAACUGAGUCUGCCUGAAGGAAAUCUAUUUAUUCUCCUUGAGAACUCCAGGAAGAAGCUGACCACUGAUGUGAUGAAGGCCAUAGACAUUGACAGCAAUUAUACAGACCUUGUUUACUCUGUGUUAGGGAAUCUCAAUGCUGAUGCAGGGUUUUUGGAAAAUGAAGACAAUCCGGGUGCUGCGGUAACGUCUUUCUCCCACUCAGCUCUCGUAGAGUGUAAGAUAAAUUAUGUCCACACUGGAGUGAGGAAUUCCAGGAUUGUUCUGAGAGUCAGUGAUGGAGAGAAAGUUAGUAACACAGUGGUGCUUAGAAUCAUGGCUGUGGGACUAGAGUAUAAGAUUUCCAAUAACACCGGUCUGGAAGUCACUCAAGGAGAGAUGUUUCUGUUAAGCACCAACCAAUUGGCAGUCUGGACAAAUGCAGUGAAGCAGAUGGUUGACAUUCGUUAUGAUGUGAUGGAGCCACCAAAAUUUGGCGAGCUCCAGAGGCUGCAUUCAAGUGGAGAGUGGAAGAUCACCAGCUCAUUUUCUCAAAGAGUUCUUGAAAAGGAGCGUUUGAGAUACCUCAGCACUUACCAGUCUAUUCAAACAAGUUAUAGUACAGAUCACUUCAAGUGUAAAGUCACUGUGGCUGCUAGAGCUAUGGAGGAGCUUGUGUUUCCCAUUCAAGUAAAGUGGAUAAACUACACAAUCGAGAAAAAUGAAGCUAUAGAACUGGACAAAAUUAGGAGUGCUGUAAUUGACCCAGAGCAUCUAUAUGCAACAGCACAUGGUGUAAGAUUGUCUAAGGAUGAGCUCCGUUUCAGAUUGUUGUCUCUACCAAAACGAGGGAUAAUUGUAAUGAAUAAUGCCAUAUUGUAUGAGAACUCCACAUUUGCUCAAAGGGACAUCACAGAUUUAAAAGUAGAAUACCAACUAGUGGAUAGAUCAUAUGAGGAUACCAGUGAUGAAUUUGUUUUCCAAGUAUUCUCAAAGCAUGCACAUUCUUCUAGUCACACUUUCAAAAUUAACAUUAAAGCAGAUGUCAACAGCAUUUUCAUGACAAACAAUGGGCUGUCACUUCUUGAAGGUGAGAGUAAACUGAUAACAAAAGAUGAAUUGUUUGCGGAAACUCUUAGCACUAAAGAAAUGUACUAUACCGUCACAAAGGCUCCACACCAUGGCAAGAUAACACGAAUCAACUUGUCCAACUCUACCAAAGAGUUUGACAAUAUUCUGUUGUUUACCAAUCAAGAUAUUCUAGAGGAGCGUAUUAUGUAUGUUCACGACGACAGUGAAACAAAUCUCGAUAAUUUUACCUUCAUUGCCUCGGCAAGUCCAUUAACAAAGUUUUCUAUGACAGAGAAUGACAUUGUCUCCAAGGAAGGCUUUUUUUUUAUUUCUAUACAAUUGGUGAAUGAUGAAAAACCCAUUCGUAUUGUAGAUAAAGUGUUCCAUGUUGUCAAAAAUGGACAAAGAUUACUGACCCUCGAUGACCUGUGCUACCAUGACGCAGACUCAGACAUCAGUGACGGGCAGCUUGUCUACACCAGGCGUGGCAUCCCAAUGGGGGAUUUGGUUCUUGCAAAUGACACUUCACACAAGCUCUACCAGUUUCGCCAAGAGGACUUGGAACAGAAACGAGUGUUGUUUGUUCACCAUGGGAUGAACUCUGGGCGUUUUGUCCUCUUUGUGUCCGAUGGCAAGCACUAUGUCUCCUCUCUGUUAGAUAUUACCGCACAGGAUGCUUAUUUAAAAAUUGGCAACAACACAGGCCUGUUGGUUCAGAAAGGACAAGCCAAGACACUUAGUCAUGCUAACUUCAGUGUGGAUACAAACCUUGACAUCAGAAAUGACCUUGAAAUUGUAUUCAAGAUCCUAGAGGUUCCAAAACAUGGGAAGUUAUAUUUAAAAGACAGCCAAACUGAGUCAUUUUCCCAGCAUGACCUGAGGAAUGGCUUCUUGUCUUAUCGCCAUGACAACAGUAAGAACCUGGCUGACUUUUUUAAACUCCUAGUGGAAGCGAAGGACCUUCAGCAUGAUGCUAAAAUCCAUGUGAAGGUGUACCUGGAAAGCCAUCAAAGGCCACCUGUCAUCGUUUAUAACAAAACCUUACUGGUAGAGGAGGGGAAACCAGUCAAGAUUGAGAGCAGUAGACUCAAGGCAACUCAUGAGGCUAGUUCAUCCUCAGAAAUAACCUUCACCAUCAAAGUUGCUCCAGCUCAUGGAUAUUUGCGGCAUUAUAUUGAGGGUAAAGAUCAAUACCAAGGAACACAAGAGGACCCAUUGGUGACCUUUUCCCAACAGGAUGUUAAUGCUGGCAACAUUCAGUAUGUACAGGUGGCACCUGGUCAAAUGAGUGAUUCACUCACUCUAGAGGCCAGCAACGGGGUCGUUGAAGUCAGUGACAUCAUCAUGUCUGUGGACAUCAUCCCACGCCUCAUACCCAUUGAGGUGUCCAAUAUCACUCUGAAGGAAGGGGCAUCUAAAGCACUCACUGAGGAGAUCAUCAGAGUAACCAACCCACAUUUCUCUGGCCUGAAUUUUGUUUACUACAUCUCAGAGAGUCCCAUGCAUGGCCACAUUGAGAAUUCACGUUUUCGAGGGAUACCUACAACCUACUUUACAAGGAAACAGGUGGAGCAGGAGUUUAUUUAUUAUGUCCAUGACAACACAGAGACCUUAGAGGACCACUUCACAGUCACAGCAAAUGACACAGACCUGCGAAAACACAGUGCACCAUGGACAGUGUAUGUUCAAGUCACAGCCAUCAAUGACGAGCCUCCAGUCAUUACAGCCAACAAGGUCCUCAGGGUGUGGGUCGAGUCAGUCACAGAGAUCACCCCUGAGGAUCUAAAUGCAGAAGAUGAGGACACACCCCCUGAGCAAUUGGAGUACAUCAUUACUCAACCCAGCAAUGGACAUCUGGCUCUGAAGAGGGCCCCCAACAGGCCAAUUAUGAACUUUACUCAAGCUCACAUUGACCAGCGGCUGCUGCUUUUCGUUCAUAGUGGUCCUAUGUCAGGAGGCUUUAACUUCCAAGUGAAUGAUGGUGUGAACUUCGCUCCCAGGCAGAUAUUCAGUAUUACAGCUCGUGCCCUGGUUCUAACUCUAGAGAAGGCUGGACCUCUCCAGGUGUUUCCAGGCUCCUCAUCGCUGAUUUCAAAAGAGGUUCUUCAGGCAGUAACCAAUGACGAUAACAGCAUCUCAAACCGAACUAUUUAUUUUACUGUAAUCAAUCUUCCGAAAUUUGGAAAACUGGUCAAUGUGCAGGCAGACAAUUCCACUGUAGAUAUAUCAUCCUUUACACAACAAAUGGUGGAUAUGGGCGAAGUGGCAUAUGAGCAGAGUCAUGUGACCUCUUUGGGAUGGGCAACAAUUGACAAGUUCACAUUUACUGUGUCAUCCCCUCCUGCUACACUUGAAAUGCAGACAUUUGACAUUGACAUUUCAUACGAAAAUGUUGGACCUGAACGAAGUUCUGUGCUCCUAAAAAACAAAGGUGUGGAAGUAACUGAGGGUGAUAAAGUACUUAUUGACAAAUCAAUGCUGGAUGCAUCCAAUCUCAUGACUAAGCAGCCUGAAUCAAAGCGCAGCUCUUAUGAGGUUUGGUACCAGGUCACAUCUCUUCCACAGCAUGGUGUCAUUAUUGUUGGAGAACGAAAUCUCACAAAAGAAAAACCCAAUUUCUCUCAGUUCAUUCUAAACAAGUAUGGAAUCACGUACCAUCAUGACAACUCUGAGACCGACCAUGACCAUUUCAACUUUGAUGUGUACCUCAACCUGAAGAGCAAACCACCAACACGCCCCCUAGAUGACUCUGAGGUAUUGUCUGAAUCUUUUAACAUCACAAUUGCCCCUGUAAAUGAUCAGCCACCUGUUCUGAAGACCAAAGCCCCCAACCUUAAAGUUGUCCAGGGUAACACCGUGGCUAUCGGACCCAACAACUUAUGUGUGGUAGACUUGGAUAAUCCACCUAAUGAAAUCCAAUACACUGUCAUUAGUAAACCUAGCAAUGGUUUCCUUGCCAUCAGAGAGCGCUUGAAUGUAUCUGUGAAUUACUUCUCUCAGGCUCAGAUCGAUAAUGAGGAGUUGUUCUUUGUCCAUGACGGCAGCCCUGCAUCUGGGGCAUUCUACUUCAGCGUUACUGAUGGCCAUCAUCGUCCGUUGUAUAAACUCUUCAACCUAGAAGUAAUAGAGAUCAUAGUUUCACUUACAAACAACACAGAGGUGAUACUGGACCAAGGACACACCUCUGUGGUUCUCACACAGUCACACCUAUCUGCCUUAACCAAUGGUAAAAACGAUACUGUCCAUUAUAAAAUGACAGUACCACCACAGUAUGGUAAACUUCUACUGGACAAAGAAGAGGUUGAUGUUUUCAGUCAAGACGAUCUACAAAUGCAGAAGUUGAGUUACCAUAUGGUCAACCUUGUGUCUUCUCGUGAUAACUUUGAGUUUACUGCCUUCACAACAGAGGCAAACCUAACUAAUCAAAUAGUGAAUAUCACUGUUAAACCCCUAAUUAAGUACACAGAAGGAGUAAAGUUUCCAAAUGGAAUUCGAAUGAAGCUGAAGCCACACUUCCUGAAUGCAUCUGAACUGGCUUUGUUGAGUGGUAGUGACCCGUUGUUUGAAAUUACGUCACCUCCAGAAAAUGGCAGGAUUUUCCGGGCAACCAGUAGCAAGGGAAAGAAGGCUGAAUCUGUGGAGUCUUUCACUUUCAGUGAGCUACAGCAGAAGAGACUGGCCAUUGAGUUGAGCGCGAAUCUGACAGGAGUCCAGGAAGUAAAUGACUCUCUUGGAUUUGUUCUUAAAGCUAAUAAUGUCCAACCUGCCAGGGGGAUUUUUGCUUUCACCAUCAUACCCUAUGUUCCUACUCUUGUGAUGUCAACAAUGAUGCCACUAUCCACAACCAGACAGGUGUUACCAAACCAAGCCACAGUGAUGGACCCUGCUCCAUCUCCCUCUGUGAAAUCAACACGACGUGUGACCAAAUCAAAAUUCAAGGGUCUCAACCGCUGGGGUAACUCAGACAGUAAAGGCAUUGAUACCACUAUCCUGAAACCAACACAAGGGUCAGAAGAGGUGUAUCCUAUAAAUAAAUCUCCAGUGAAAGUGGAAUCAGUAACCCAUACGGGCUCCUCAAACUCAAUGAUCAUCCUAUUGCCUCUACUUGCUUUCCUACUACUAGUCAUCAUUGUGGUUGUGUUGGGGCUGCUCUUAAGGCGGAACUGGAGGAAAAAGCCUUUAAAGCGUACAUCAGUACCUGAGCCAGACGACCCUUCCUACCAGGAUCAGCCAAAGUGGAGUCCAACCGUCCCCAUUGUAACUGUCACUCCACUUAAUCCAAGAACAUUUGGGAGCUCUACCGCAACCAGACUGCAAACCAGAGGUGAAAACUCCCCGUAUGGUCAGUCUACAUCUCUGUGCUCUUUUGAAGACCUGGAGCAAGAAGUUUCACAGAUUUGCAGGACCACCAACCCCACCCUAAAAGAUAAUCAGUACUGGGUAUGACCUAUGACCUUGAUUAUAGUACAGACCUCUCUAAGCUUCAGAUUCAUCAUUCUCUGCUAAUGAUUGAAGUCUUCCAGAGGGCAUUUACAUUUCUGUAAAAAAAAAACACUGCAUCUUCAAAAAUCUGUGGUAUCAGCCAUUAUGAUUUGCAAAUAUUAUACACAAUCAAUUUUCCAACAUGAACCCAACUUUUUAAGGUACUGAGGGAGAAAACAUUGGCGAGCUGAAGACGUAGGUCUUCUUAUGAAAGCUUAAUCAUAUUGAUAACAGUAUUUUUAUUUUUCAUUUGGUAACACUUUAUAGUAAGAUUGUGUAUGUUAACAUUUAUUAAUCUCGAUUAAUGUUAAUUUAUUUUUUUAAAAUAUAAUGCAUUAACUAAUGUACACUGUCCAACUUUUGAUUUAAAAAAUAUUUUUUACAUGAAAAAAUAUUGAACCUAGAACCUAACAUGAAGCUUGUUUAAUAAGUGCUGUUAAAGUAUUGCUAAUUGUUCUUUCAUGUUAACUAAUGUAAUAAACUAAUGUUAACAAAAACAACCUUAUUGUAAUGUGUUACCUUGAAUUUUGUAUCCUCAUUGGCUGACCGUUAUUGUAUUUUUGUUUGUUUCCUCGAUACACAAAAUCAUUUGUGAAGACACAAGUGAGACUCUGAGUUUUGUUUAAAGAAGCUUUUGUGUCUACCUCAGUUAAGAUAAUCAUUUUGAGUCAGGAUGAUGAGCCCCCCCACCCCCAUAAAUAUAUAAAAAAUUAAAAACACUUACAAUACACUGUAAUGAUAUGACACUGAAAUUAUUUAAAUGGGAUAACAUUUAUGUGGUACCUAUAUCUUUGUUUACGGAAAAAAUAUUUAAACCUUCAAGGAUAUUUAGUUAUAGACUUUGUGAAAUAUUAUAAUUACAUUUAUUCUGUUACUGAAUGAAAAUAAGUGUAAACAAGUGGUGUGCACAUUUUAAUGUAACAGCAAGGUAUAUCUUUUGGGUAUGUUUUACUUAAUCAUGUUGCGUGUUAUAAUUUAAUGUUUAUGUAAAUGUCUUUUGUAAUCUCAGGAACUUCCUUACAGAAGUAAUAACAUACAUAGAAGUUGUAACUCUUUAAAUAAUGAUGCAAUGUGAUAAACCACUGGAUUUCUGGCACUGAUUUGUUUUUGUUUUUUUGUGGUCAAUAAAACACUGUUUUAUUCUUUUGAACUACUCAAAGUGUCAAAGAGGUAAAUACAUUUCAAUAUACAGUAUUUAAUAAAUUUGAUCAGCUUUGGCCAAAGUCAAAGUGCAUUUAUCAUUGUAUUUAAGUUUAGGCAUGUGAUGUAUUAUUUCAACUUAAUUAUUAAAUAUGCAAAAGUUUUCGUUUUUUUCAUGCCCACAGUGUGUGACCCCGCAUGUUGCACAAAAAAUAUCAACUUGGAUUUAGAACAACCUGCAAGUCAUAUUUCAUGGAACAGAGUUACAUAAUACAAGGUUGUUGCUGAAACGGAAUAUACUCUAUUUACAGCAGAUUCAGUCUUUGUGCUUUUUCAAAGUUCAACUUUUUGUUAAAAAAAAAUGUCUUUGUCCCUGUAUAUUCUUUUUCAUGUAUAAGUCCUAUGUAUGGUACACUGAAUAGUUCUAUUUGUCAAUAAACUCUGUGUGUACUGCAGCUAUCUUGACUCUUCAAAUCUUCUGGAGUAGGCAAAAUGUAACAUAUUGUGAUACACCCACUGUGCACUUUAUUAGAAACACUAUGGUCCUAAUAAAUUGCCCGACAUGGUCUUCUGCUGUUUA